AGAGGAUACGACACUUACCGGAAAGGACAAUACCCCUAGUACUCAAUGAUAGGGACCGGCAUCCUCUAAUAUAACUACGGUAAUGCGAACAACGAUAAGGCUAGGGCUACCUUCGACUCGAUUAACCCUACCCGGUUCCCUAUACUUGCAAUUCAGGAACCGAUGGUCGCCGAAACCAAACCAACAGUCACCUAUACACCAAAGAAUUUUCGCCCAAGCCGACCUAUAUACUACGGUAUACGGGUCGUCUUCUUUAUCCACGAUAAGAUCCUUCUUACAGCUUGGGAAUCAAAGCGAGCCUCCGACCACAUCGAAUGGAUCCGCGUUAUAACGCGUGACGGACCCCUCAACCUCGUUAACGUAUAUAAUCCACCAGGGCACGUAGGCCAGCCACAGCUUAAGAAGUGGCCGGAGAUCGCAGAAAUUCUCUGCGAAAUUGGCCAAGAGAACGUUAUCCUCCUAGGGGACUUUAACUACCAUCACCCAGCCUGGGGUAGAACCGGAACCCUAAAGGAGCUAAAGGUAGACUACCUACUCCUCUAAACCGAGCAAGCUAACCUCUAGCUCCUUAACGAGUAAGGGGUAAUAAUAUAGAAGCGGAACUAAAGCUAGUCGGUCAUUAACCUAGCCUUUGCCUCGCCGGAGAUCGCCUUACGGAUCCUCCUCUACUACCUACGGCCGGAGUAGUCUACUAUAAAGGACUACUUUCUAAUCGAGAUCUAAACUAGAUGC
Molecule: messenger RNA, 732 nt
Organism: Eremomyces bilateralis CBS 781.70
Lineage: Eukaryota; Fungi; Ascomycota; Dothideomycetes; Eremomycetales; Eremomycetaceae
Exons: 1
Coding region: 163-543 (126 amino acids)
Molecular function (GO): catalytic activity
Source: RefSeq, a predicted model, not a curated record